AAAAAAGUCACGAACUGAUUGGCAGUGGCAGAUAACAUUUUUAUUACAUGAUUCUCAUUUCGAAAUAUAUUUUAAAUAGUAUAUUUUUAAAGAGGAAAAACAUGGGAUGUUGUGACGGAUUGUCAAAAUGUUUUCUUAUCACAUUUGGAAUACUUUUCUUGAUAUUCGGUGCUGCGUGUUUGGGUGGCGGAAUCUAUGUCCUUGUGGCUAAAAAUGAUAUUCUGAUAUUGGCUCGUAGCGCCACUGAUGGAGCUGUAGACACCAUUGAUGCACCAUCUUUGAUAGAAAGGGCUGCCCAUGUCUUAAUUGCCAUAGGUUCAUUCAUUUUAUGCAUAUCAUUUGUUGGAUGUUGUGGCGCAUGCCUGAAGAGCAAAUGCUUACUAAGAACAUACGUAAUUAUAGUUGGAUUGAUGAUUGUUUUGGAAGUGGCGGCUGCAAUACUGGCGGCAGUUUUCAUGACUAAGAUGGAGACAUACGCAAAAGAUAAUUUACAGACAAUGUUGAUUGACAACUACAUUGGUCCAUAUGCUACUUCUAAUGCUGUCAGCUUGGCAUUUGAUCUUGCCCAAAUACUGCUUGAUUGUUGUGGUGUGGUCAAUCGAACUGAAUAUGCUUCUAUAACCACAUGGAAUACAACAUAUGCGUAUGAUUCUGGCGGAGGUGUUUACAUCACAGCAAAUGCAACGAUACCUCUGACAUGUUGUCAGUUUAACAAUAAAGAUGCUUUCCCUGAUGAAAUGACAACUUUCAUAAAUUCUAUGGUGAACAACACAUGUCCAGUUACUCAAACUGGAGCGCAUACUACAGGAUGUUAUGAAGCACUUAAAGAAGAAUUCAGUAAAUAUUUCAACAUAAUGGUUGGUAUUGCAGCAGGGAUGGGUGGGUUACAGAUAAUUGGAUUUAUCUCAGCAUGUUGUCUGAUGAAAGAAGAUAGAAAGAAUAAAGAUAUUAUCUAAAUGUACAAAUACAAUGAAUUUUUAUCCAGCAUUUUCAUUUCAAUUAUGACUGUCCUAUGUUUAUAUUUUUUUCCUAGAGCAAAUCAAAAUUCAUAUAUAUAUUUAGUGAAAAAACAUCAUCUUUAUAGCGGAAAGUAGAGUUAAUGGAUAAAGUUCGUACUUUAUUUGGCCUUUUUAACUUUUUUGGAUUCGAGCGUCACUGAUGAGUCUUUUGUAGACGAAAAGCGCAUCUGGCGUUUACUAAAUUUAGUCCUGAUAUCUAUGAUGAGUUUAUUUUCAUUCUUCCUAAGAAGUUCCUGUAUGAAGUUAAUCUCAUAAUAAUAAAGAAACAAGUCGGCAAGAAGAGGGGCACAAUUUUUUCCAAUUGGAAUGCCGACAGUCUGUUGAAAAACACGUCCUCCGAACAUAAAAAAAUGUGUUGUUAAUCAAGAAAUUAAGCAUCUUAAUAAUGUCAGUUUUAGAGAAUUACUGUUUGAAUCAGAUUGAUCCCUUACAAAGUAGGAGUUAUCCCUGCCUACGACAAAAUACUUGUAUCUACGUUGGCCAUUUCUUUUUAUGAAACAAAGCAAUACAAACUCUUUCAAUUUGUCUUUUAGUUUGAAAUGUGGAAUACUCGUGUAAAGUGUAGAAAAGUCAAAUGUUUUAAUAUUAUUACAAGAUGAAAGAGAGUAAGAUUGUAUGUUCUCUAAAAUUUAUUUGGAAUUUUUACGUAUCUCCUCUAGAAUAGGCAGUUUCACAAUAACUUUAAAGCCCGUCUUUGAUUGCUGAUCAAAUAGAUGUUAAUAAUUAAGAAGAUGUUUC
Messenger RNA from Mytilus trossulus (common blue mussel), 1757 nucleotides. Its product is annotated as CD63 antigen-like. Lineage: Eukaryota; Metazoa; Mollusca; Bivalvia; Mytilida; Mytilidae. Gene Ontology annotation, cellular component: plasma membrane. The transcript is spliced from 7 exons. The coding region runs from base 48 to 956 and encodes 302 amino acids. The record is from RefSeq and is a predicted model, not a curated record.